Molecule: messenger RNA, 1839 nt
Organism: Exophiala spinifera
Lineage: Eukaryota; Fungi; Ascomycota; Eurotiomycetes; Chaetothyriales; Herpotrichiellaceae
Product: glutamate-tRNA ligase
Exons: 1
Coding region: 1-1839 (612 amino acids)
Biological process (GO): glutamyl-tRNA aminoacylation
Molecular function (GO): zinc ion binding; tRNA binding; glutamate-tRNA ligase activity
Source: RefSeq, a predicted model, not a curated record
AUGAGGAUUGGCCGAACCGCCCAGGCUGGACUAGGCCGCCUCACGGGAUGGAUAUGUACGACAUGUCGAGCACGCCAGACCCAAGAUCGGGCGACGUACACGUAUAAUGCUCCAACCACGGCUGCAAGCGUUGGACGCAUCCAUACGCGCACCUAUUCCUCAAGCCCUCCUCUGAAACGCGGGAAACUACCAGACACUCCCGCCCGGACCAGAUUCGCGCCGUCGCCUACCGGAAACCUCCAUCUCGGUUCCAUCCGUACAGCACUCUUCAAUUACCUGCUCGCCCGUGCAACCCAAGGCCAGUUCCUCCUGCGCAUUGAAGACACGGAUGCGAAACGCACCAUCCCCGGCGCCGAAGAAAGACUGUACAGAGACUUGACGUGGGCAGGGCUUAAUUGGGAUGAGGGUCCUGUGGUCGGCGGUCCAUACGGGCCCUAUCGACAGUCCGAACGACUACCUCUUUAUCAACAGCACAUAAAGUCGCUUCUAUCCACGGGCCACGCCUAUCGGUGCUUCUGCACACCUGAACGACUAGACGACCUAAACCGGCGGAGGCACGAGAAGGGCCUAAGUCUGGGCUACGACCGGAAAUGUGCACACAUUUCCCAUGCCGAGUCUGAAGAGAGAGCCUCCAAGGGCGAAAAGCACACCAUUCGCUUCCGGUCGCCGGAUACAUGGCCACGGUAUAAUGACCUGGUGUACGGGAAGAGUGGACACGGUGCGGAAAAGACAAAGAAACUCCUUGUGGAUGAACCCGUCUAUGAGGACGUUAUCCUGAUCAAGUCUGACGGAUACCCUACAUACCACUGGGCCAACGUCUGCGACGACCACGACAUGCACAUCACCCACGUCGUGCGUGGAAGUGAGUGGAUGGCCAGCACACCGCUGCACGUCGCUCUUUACAAGGCCCUGGGUUGGACGGCGCCUUUGUACGCCCAUGUACCGCUGCUGGUGGAUGAGAACAAGCAGAAACUCAGCAAGCGCAACUUCGACUCGGACAUUGCGAGUUUUCGGGACAAGGGUAUCUUUCCUGAGACGUUGGUCAACUUUGCGGCGUUGCUGGGAUGGUCGCACACUCAAAAGAACGACGUCAUGGACCUCGCCCAGCUCGAGAAGCUGUUUGAUCUGAAAAUCACAAAGGGCAACACCAUCGUCUCGUUCAACAAGCUCGAGUACCUUCAGGUCCGUCAUGCGCGGCGCCGGAUCCAAUCCCGCGGCCCGAACUUUGAACAAAUGGUUCGCGACCUCGCUGUGGCCGUGCUGGAUCGUUACGGCGCUCGUAAUGUGACUGAAUUCAUCGGCACGAGACCCCUACAGGAGGUUCUGGCGUCGAUGCUCGAGAUCGAGUCGUUCAAGUACCGCUCCCCAACAGACUUUGCGGACCAACUCUCGAUUUUUUUCGAACCUGUCUCGUUGACCGCGGCGCACGCCACACCCCCCGACGUCGAUGCGUCGCUGCUGCAUUAUCUCCGUGUCGCGGCUGCGACGGUAUGUCUCGUCCCGCAAACCUCAUGGAGUGAGAGUGUCCAUCUAUCCCAGCUGAAGAGCUUGGAGAUGUCCCCUGACGAAUCUGUCGAUGCAGCCCGGUGGAAAAGAGAUCUGUAUCAUUAUCUUCGAUGGGCCUUGGCCACGGGCCCCAAGGGUCCACCUGUCGCGAAGACGCUUGAGCUUCUGGGGAGGGAGGCGUCGGCGCGUAGACUCCAAGCUGCAAAUCUGAGAGCUCAAGAACUCAUGGCCGCCUCCUCGAAGCCGAAGAUCGAAACCGAGACCUUCAAGGGCAAUGCCGACGGGAAGAGAAGGUUUGAGAAGGAGUGGACCGGGCAUAGUCUGCCUGUGUAA